Erigeron canadensis is the source of this 1255-nucleotide messenger RNA. Its product is annotated as rRNA-processing protein UTP23 homolog. The transcript has 8 exons. Gene Ontology annotation, molecular function: small ribosomal subunit rRNA binding. NCBI's taxonomy places the organism in Eukaryota, Viridiplantae, Streptophyta, Magnoliopsida, Asterales, Asteraceae. The record is from RefSeq and is a predicted model, not a curated record. Gene Ontology annotation, cellular component: small-subunit processome; nucleolus. Bases 116 to 961 code for a protein of 281 amino acids.
UUAAAAUCUUCCAAAGCCCUAAAACCCCCAAAAUUCAUACUGCAAAAAUAAACUUGGCAGGUUUCCCGGCUGUCGCCGCCAUCUCCCCAGCUUGUAGCUCGCCGGUGUCACUAAGAUGAGAUUGAAAAAGCAAAGGCGUCAUCGAAGAAGCGUUAGAUUUUACACAACAUGUUACGGUUUUAGACCCCCUUUUAAGGUCUUAUGUGACGGCACUUUUAUUCACCAUCUUCUUAUUAAUCAAAUUACACCCGCCGAUACCGCCAUUUCCAACAUCCUAGCUGCCCCCGUUAAGCUCUUCACCACCAGAUGCGUUCGUGAGGAGCUUAAGAGGCUUGGUAAAGACUUCUCUAAUACUUUUAAUGUCGCCCGUGAUCUUGAAACUGCAAGGUGUGAUCAUGAGAAAAUUAAGAGUGGUGCGGCUUGUUUAAGAGAUGUUAUCGGGGAGAAAAAUUCAGAGCAUUUCUUUGUUGCUACCCAAGAUGCUGACUUACGCAAGCAGUUUCAGGAGUUACCUGCUGUGCCUGUACUAUUUGCGUUGCGAAAUGCUUUGUUCCUUGAGUCGCCGUCCAAGUCUCAGCAUGAGUUUGCCAAAGCCUCUGAAGAAGAACGGUUGCACAUGAAUGACUUGGAGAUCAAAUUGCUUGAUAAUAAGAGAAAAAGAAGGUCAGAAAACGAGGAGUCAGGGGAUUCCGAUGAAGCGGGUGAAGGCUUGCCUAAUAAAAUUAUUGAAGAUUUGAAGAGGAAUGCUGCUAAUAGGAAAAUGGAUGUGAAGGAUAAAGUACAAUUCAAGAGAAAACGAGCUAAGGGUCCAAAUCCGCUCUCUUGUAAGAAAAAGAAAAUAGAGAAACCAAAACCGGUUGCCAAAAAGGAUGGUGAUGAGAGUGGUGAAACAGUAAGGAGUAGGAGCAAGAAACGGAAGAGGUCUCGUAAGCAAAAACUUCCAGUUAGUGCAACUGAGUAAACAUUAUUUGAUAGGUAUAAAUGCUAUGGCUUGCAGAGAAUAGGAUCUUGGCAUGAUGGACUUUUAUAGAUUCAUUUAAACCUUCACAAAAUGACCGAGUGUUUCUUUGCUUUAACAUGGAUAUGACAAUUUUGGUGAGAACGACAUAUGAGCGAGGGUCUGUAGAGCUUAGGCUCAAAAUUUUUGUGGUAGCUAUGAACACUCGAUAUAGUCUGUUAGUUUCUUUAUUAUGAUGUUAAACUUGUGAUUCUCCUGUAAUGGAAGUCAGUUCUGUGUAGCAGAUAAUUUUACAAA